CAUAUAUCGUCACCUGAUAUCGAUAGCCAAGAAACUUUCGUGGCAAGAAUUUGUUAAAAAUAUACAAAUAAUUAAAUACCAGCCCUAAGGCAAUGCAUGAUCCGAUCAAGAAGUCGGCUCACUUGACCGCUGGCUCCACCAGCACAGCGGAGAAGCUGUGCUUCGACAAGAAUGAGUUUAUGAAGGCAAACUUCUCUGUGGAUGAGUUUCUGCACAAGAAUCGCAAUGCGCCUAGUCUGGAACAGCUGCGUGACAACCUGGGCCUUUACCUCAAAGGUCUGCGGGCGGCCAUGAUCGAUUUGAUCAACGAGGAUUACGCAGACUUUGUAAACUUGAGCGCAAACCUGGUGGGACUGGACCAGAAUAUAAAGACCAUUCAACAGCCAUUGGAGCAGUUCCGCAGCGACAUCGAGAGCAUUCACGGCUUAAUAGACGAGAACGUGACCGAACUGCGGGCCCAGUUGGAGGAGAAGCGUCAGCUUCGCGAGUUUAAACGAGGUCUGCAGAGCCUAAAGAAAGUGUAUGAGACCAUUAACAAGCUUCAGGAUCUAAUCGACCGAAAGCUCAGCGGGGAACAGCCAAUUAAGGCCGUUGACCUGGAGCGCGCUGCCCUGGACCUGAUUCAAUUGAAGUUCCAUGAGAAACACUGUUCCAAGCACUUAAACCCCGAGCAUCAAGGGAAGAUCGAACAGCUUGAAGGGCAAUUGCAUCAGCAUCUGCGAUGCUUCUUCAAUGAUGCCCUUAGCCAGGCACGCAACUCGGCACCGGAAUCCUUGGAGCGCUGCUUGCGGAUCUAUAUAACUCUAAAUGCCUGUGAUCAGGCAGAGUGCGCCUUCCGCGAGGAUGUGGUGGCUCCGUAUAUGACGGGCGUCAUUGGCGAACAACAGUUGCAAAACUCGCCGCAGGGAUUAGCUGGCAUCUACAGCAAGAUCCUCAACUUUAUAUCGCUGCAUAUGACCGAUCUGCUGCGCCUUACGCUUUACUCGGAUAAGUUUCCGGGCUUUAACUUCGUGGUUAAUAGUUACUGGUCUGAUUUGGAGACGCGUCUUGAACUGCACAUGAAUUCCAUAUUUGCGCCUGGCAACUCGGAGGUGUUCUAUGUAAAAUACAAGUGCACUCGCGACUUCCUGGGCAAAAUAGAGGAGCUAUUGACCUGCUCCGGAGAGCAGGCCGUGGCGUUCUAUCGCCAGCACAAGCAAACAAAAAGCUUUGAGGCCCGCUGGAAUCUUCCGGUUUACUUCCAAAUAUGCUUUCAAGAAAUUGCUGGUAAAUUUGAAGCCCAGUUAGAGCCGGUGCUCCAGGAGGACAGCUUAAAAGAUAAUCUCACCGAUAGGGACUACAAAAUAUCCGCAUUUAAUGCCGCGAAGGAGGCUAUGACACGGUGCUGGGCCGAAGGAGUUUACCUACCCGAAGUAUUUCCGAAAUUUUACAAACUUAACGUGCAGGUGGUACUGCGUCUUUCGCGCUGGAUCACGGAUGCAAUUACUCUAUCGAAAGGCAGCCACUUUUCCAAGUCCUACACUCGAAACCAGUUACUUAUUGCCCUCCAUGCAGACAUCCGCAAACUUGACGCGUAUUUGCCAGAGCUUCAGCAAUUGAUUAUUAAAUCAGUGCUCGUUGAACAGCGUACGAAGAUCUUUAGCGACGUAUUGGCCAAAUCAAUGUCCUGCCUUGCCGACACGCUAGGUACGCAUUUGACCAACAUACAAAAGACCUUAGUGGAGUUGCUGAUCGGAGAAUGCGAGACGGAAAAUGUGCGCCAGGUAAACGACUUGCCGCGUUUGUAUCGCAAGACGAAUCGAGAGGUUCCCACAAGAUGUUCGAGCUAUGUGGAGCAAAUGCUGCGACCGCUGAAGACUUUUGCCCAGCAGAACGAGUCCCAGCUUGGCACCCUGGUGGUGGAACAGAUCUUGUCGGAGGUUGCUAGUCACAUAACCAAGGCGUACUUCAAUGUGGUGAGCGAUGUGCUCACAUCCGUACAGAAAACCGAAGAGUCAUUGCGACGCCUGCGAAAUGUAAAAAGUGGCGGAGCCGCGACUGUGUCGACUGGAAGCUCGGCUGUGAUGUCUGACGAUGAUAAGAUUCGCGUCCAACUGCGAGUGGAUGUCACAUCUUGGAGGCAAGAGCUGGGCAAACUAAACUUUCAGGCCACCCAGAUCGAUAGGCUAGUCGAGUUGACAAACAUGGUGGAGGACAGUAUCAAGCUAAAGGAUAACAGCGCCUAGACACUAACAACGAUCAGUUAUCAAACGUAUACACUUCUUUUUAUUCUUGGUAAACGAAUUCUAACGAUUCUUUAGGCACAAUUAUUGAUUGUAUUAGGACUACGAAUUGUAUAUAAUAUAUAUAGGCAUAUAUGUAUAUCAUAUAUUUAAAUGCAUUGAAUUUCACAAUCGUUGUUGGUAAA
Drosophila mauritiana is the source of this 2407-nucleotide messenger RNA. RefSeq names its product conserved oligomeric Golgi complex subunit 2. Gene Ontology annotation, cellular component: membrane; COG complex. Bases 93 to 2225 code for a protein of 710 amino acids. The transcript is spliced from 4 exons. The record is from RefSeq and is a predicted model, not a curated record. Gene Ontology annotation, biological process: Golgi organization; protein transport; intra-Golgi vesicle-mediated transport. NCBI's taxonomy places the organism in Eukaryota, Metazoa, Arthropoda, Insecta, Diptera, Drosophilidae.